Molecule: messenger RNA, 899 nt
Organism: Tribolium madens (black flour beetle)
Lineage: Eukaryota; Metazoa; Arthropoda; Insecta; Coleoptera; Tenebrionidae
Product: E3 ubiquitin-protein ligase Siah1-like
Exons: 4
Coding region: 66-815 (249 amino acids)
Biological process (GO): multicellular organism development; proteasome-mediated ubiquitin-dependent protein catabolic process
Cellular component (GO): cytoplasm
Molecular function (GO): ubiquitin conjugating enzyme binding; zinc ion binding; ubiquitin protein ligase activity
Source: RefSeq, a predicted model, not a curated record
UAAAAACUUCCCUGAAACGCGAUAAACCUCACUAUUCUUCCACAUUUUCCAGAGAGUUAACCAUCAUGAAUUCUUUAAACAGCGAACUUUUAAAAGUUGUUAAAUGUCCCUCUUGUUGUCAAUACAUGAAAGCUCCAAUCUACGUCUGUGUUUCAGGACACAGUAUUUGUAGUUUCUGCUGGAACAUCAAUUCAUGUCCGAUUUGUAAACUUAAAAUGAGCGAUAUUCGAAACUUUUCAUUGGAAAGUGUAAGUUCGGUGCUUCAUUACCCUUGCAAUAAUGAGAUACGAGGAUGUUCACAUUACAUGAAACUAGAAGAAUGUGCAGAACAUCACCAGAUAUGUGACUACAGAAACUACAGAUGUAUGUUCGACAAGUAUUGCAGUUGGCAAGGGACAAGGGAUACACUGAAAAAACAUUAUGUGGACAAACACGACAAUAACGUCUUGAUCGGGAAUGAAAAUGUGUGUUUGUGGAAGCAAGACAAACCGGACUAUACAGUUUAUCUAAUGAUGGCUUUUGACGAAUUGUUUUACGUACACAUAAGAUUAAGAGAUGGCAUCAUGUAUUGGGUUAUCCAGUACAUCGGACGACCUGAAGACGUGAUUUUAUAUUGUUUUGAAAUCCAAAUUUUCACAGACCAAUUUAAUGACCGAAAAUUAGAAUUUUCCGAAAUUUGUCACGACGACGUUAUGGAAAACGUUGACGAUAUCAUCGACAGUGGAUUUUGUGUUGCUGUUCCCAUGUCGGUUCUAGAAACUUACAUCAACGACGAAGGUGCAGUUUUUUACAAAAUUGAAAUUAAACAAGCUUGAUUUUAACAUGUUUUUUGUAUCGUAUUAAUUAAAUCGUGUACUAAAUUCAAUUAAUAAAGUGUUAUUCAAUAAGUGUUAUAACAA